CUCUUCCUCUGAUUCCAGACCAUUUUUGAAGAAACGCUGGUUGCCAGGGCCGAUUUUACUGAUGGAAAUGUUCGGCAGCGAAAUCGACCUCAUUCAGGGUCCCUCGGACCCUUUCGCGUACGACGCGUUCCAGUGUCAAUUUCCUGGCUGCAAUGCAAGGUACCGGCGCAAGGAGCAUCUAAAGCGCCAUGAAGCAUCAAAACACACCCAGCAGCAGGUCUUUCCCUGUUCCAUCUGUGGUCGCCAAUUUACACGAAGUGAUACACUUCAACGCCAUGUUCGAAAACAGCAUAAAAUAACAGAGCCUCUAAAUCGCGCGCGCCGAGCUUGUGUGAGUUGCCAUGCAGGCAAGAGCCGGUGCGAAGGGGGUGUACCAUGUGAAGAGUGUGUUCGUCGCAACAUUCAAUGUUCUUUUCAAGACCAUGCCAGUGUUGCAGAAGAGCCAUAUCCCAGUUCCUUGGCCCCACCUUCAUCAUCUCUAAACCAUGCAAAGUCACAACUGUAUUAUUGGGAGAAGAGGAAGCAGUACGUUCAUCAUUAUUUUGAGGUAUUCCACCCCUGCUGGCCAUUCAUCCAUAAAGGAUCGUUCAAUGUACGCCAGGAAACCCCACUACUGCUACACUCAAUAGUAGCUAUAGGCAUGUGGACCAUGGGAGAACGGUCUGCGCAGUCUGCGGCAAUGGAGCUUCAUGGUAAACUUGAUUUUGCUAUUCGGGAUCAAAGGGAGAAAUGGGAUGCCUCAGAAGUAGAGGGGCCUGGCAGCACUUGCUUCUGGCCAAUAGCGACGUACCAGGCUAUCCUUCUACACGUGAUCUUCUCUAUUCUCACGAAAAGUGAAAGUAUUGUCAACCUUGACCUGAAGGUGUCUAUUUCCGCUGCGCAUUUACUAUUACUCAAAUCACUUGUUGGAAGCUGUCGAAGACUGGGCAUGUUCUUCUAUCCGAACAUGCUCGCCAGGUAUAAGGAAGCAGACCUGCCCUCAUUUGUCUGGGUGGGUGUCGAAGAAAUCAAGCGAUUCAACAUAACACUGUAUAAGCUUUGUGUGAAAUUGAGCAACGCAAGUCUAGAAGGCAGGCCCUUACUACCUGCCAGUGAACUUCAGUUCCCUCUGCCAAGCAAUGAUCCCUUGUGGAAUUCCGUUGGAAGAGACGAAUGGGAAGCUAAUAUAAAGGAAGAGAAUUCAGUUUCCUUGAGUGACAACAUUCAGGCAAAAUGGAUUUCCAAGUUUGCAGAUGUAUUAGAAUUCCUUGGCUUAUAACUCAUUGAUAUUGGAUGAUUACUGGUG
This is a messenger RNA of Aspergillus wentii DTO 134E9, 1285 nucleotides long. Its product is annotated as Zn(II)2Cys6 transcription factor. The transcript has 3 exons. Bases 68 to 1258 code for a protein of 396 amino acids. Gene Ontology annotation, biological process: regulation of transcription by RNA polymerase II; DNA-templated transcription. Gene Ontology annotation, cellular component: chromatin. The record is from RefSeq and is a predicted model, not a curated record. NCBI's taxonomy places the organism in Eukaryota, Fungi, Ascomycota, Eurotiomycetes, Eurotiales, Aspergillaceae. Gene Ontology annotation, molecular function: zinc ion binding; RNA polymerase II cis-regulatory region sequence-specific DNA binding; DNA-binding transcription factor activity, RNA polymerase II-specific.